CAAGAUCAUGACCUGAGCAGAAGCCAGGUGCUCAACCGACUGAGCCACCCAGGUGCCCCUACAGUUUUCAUUUUUAAUAUUUAAGUUUUGAGCUUGAUCUUCAUGAUUGAGAAGGACGAAAGUCAUCUGAGACUUGAACUGGAGCAUUUAUUUCUCUGGGACAAUGACUUGCACAUCCCUAUGGGUCUCCCCAAAUAGAAAUGAUGUUCUCUGCCCUUGGGUCUGUCACCAGAGGAGAGGGAUCUCCUAGUGUCCUGCCUGAGAGGCACAGGCCUGGCUGCAGAGAAUGUGGCUCUCAGUCUCAGGGAUCCUGUGUAAGCCUCUGGCUGGAGGAGGAGCAUGGCCUACAGAACAGGCUGACCCAGGGGGAUACCAAAAUAUUUCUUUACCAUCCACCCUACAGUCCCAUCUUCUGAGGCUAAUUGGGUCUAUUCCUAAGCAGCAUUUGUUUGCUGUUGGAAGUGGACACACUUGGGCCACAGCUGGGGCUGGAACCCAGGCUUCCAGCUUUAGGAGAAGGGACGAUGCUUUCUCGGUCAGUUGGUGUUCCCAGCAGCCAGCACAGUGCUGGGCCCCUGGCUCCAUGAAUGUGCGCUGUUCGGCUUGACUGAAGCAUUGCUCUGCCUGAGUUUUGUGGCUGCAGCACUAGAAUCUAGAGGAGAGAGGAGCAGAAAGAAGCAGAAGGAAGCUGGCUCACCCGGGAUGUGGUGAGAAACAGAGUAUUAACUAGGCUAGAAGCCUGAACAGGCAGGUGCUGUGACAAAGAUCUUCUGGGUCAUUCCGGGUUAUGCAAGAGGCAGUGUGCGACACUGGGUGGAAGGGUUUGGAAAACUCUGAGCAAAUCUGCAUAGAGGUGUGGGCAAAACCUGUCCUGUUGUGCUCUUGAAAAAGGGUCUUAAUUAUAUUGGGAGAGCAGUGUAGAUUUUGGGGUGAACCAGCCUUGUUAUUGUCUCCUCCACCACCUGGCUUUGUCCUACCACCCUCUCCUGAACCAGCUGUGGGCUCCGUGAGGAUGGGCUGUUGGCCGUUGUCUGUCUGCCUGUGCUUCUCAGUGCCGAGCAUGGCUCCUGAAGCCCGGGGGAGCUCCUGUCUGAUGCUUGUAGGAGAGUGGCCUUUGCCAGCAUGCUGAUCUGUCUUGGGAAGUUCUGUAACUGGCAGGAUGCACAGAUGUGUCUGGUUAAGAUACUCAGGAGUGCCCGCUACAGCCCGCUCUUUGCCUGCAGGCCUGCUUCACCACUGUUGAGACUGGCAGACCCUUGCCCAUACCAGGAAACAAUGAAGGGAGACACCAGACAACUCAACAGAGAGGAGGACGCCAGCGGGAGGGAAGACUCCAUCAUCACUAACGGGGGCUGCAGCGACCAGUCUUCUGACUCCAAGGAUGCGCCCUCACCCCCCAUCCUGGAGGCUAUCAGCACCCCGGAGAUCAGAGGCCGAAGAUCAAGCUCACGACUGUCCAAGAGGGAGGUCUCCAGUCUGCUAAGUUAUACUCAGGAUCUGACAGGUGAUGGAGAUGGCGAAGGGGAAGACGGGGAUGGCUCUGACACCCCAGUGAUGCCAAAACUCUUCCGUGAAACCAGGACUCGGUCUGAAAGCCCAGCUGUCCGAACCCGAAAUAACAACAAUGCCUCCAGCCGUGAGAGGCACAGGCCCUCCCCACGCUCCACCCGAGGCCGGCAGGGCCGCAGUCACGUGGAUGAGUCCCCCGUGGAGUUCUCAGCUACCAGGUCCCUGAGGCGGCGGACAGUAUCCUUGGCAGGCACACCGUGGCCGUCCCCCGCCAGCCCCUACCUCACCAUUGACCUCACAGAUGAUGAUGUGAUGCCCCAGAGCAGCAGUACCCCCUACGCCCGCCUGGCCCAGGACAGCCAGCAGGAGAGCUUGGAGUCCCCGCAGGUGGACGUGGAGGGGACAGAUGCCGACAACACCGAGUAUCAGGAUGGGAAGGAGUUUGGAAUAGGGGACCUUGUGUGGGGAAAGAUCAAGGGCUUCUCCUGGUGGCCUGCUAUGGUGGUGUCAUGGAAGGCCACCUCUAAGCGACAGGCCAUGUCCGGCAUGCGGUGGGUCCAGUGGUUUGGUGACGGCAAAUUCUCCGAGGUGUCUGCAGAUAAGCUAGUGGCCCUGGGGCUGUUCAGCCAGCACUUUAACCUGGCGACCUUCAAUAAGCUGGUGUCUUACAGGAAGGCCAUGUACCAUGCUCUGGAGAAAGCCAGGGUGCGGGCUGGCAAAACCUUCCCCAGCAAUCCUGGUGACUCCUUGGAGGACCAGCUGAAGCCCAUGUUGGAGUGGGCCCACGGGGGUUUUAAGCCCACCGGGAUCGAGGGCCUCAAACCCAACAACAAGCAACCAGUGGUUAAUAAGUCGAAGGUGCGUCGUGCAGGCAGUGGGAAGUUAGAAUCGAGGAAACACGAGAACAAGACCCGAAGACGCACAGCCGAUGACUCGGCCACCUCGGACUACUGCCCCCCACCCAAGCGCCUCAAGACAAACUGCUAUAACAAUGGGAAAGACCGAGGAGAGGAGGACCAGAGUCGAGAACAAAUGGCUUUGGAUGUUAGCAACAACAAGGGUAGCCUGGAAGAUAGCUGUCUGUCCUGCGGUAGGAAAAACCCUGUGUCCUUUCACCCUCUCUUUGAGGGUGGGCUCUGCCAGACAUGCCGGGACCGGUUCCUCGAGCUGUUCUACAUGUACGACGAUGAUGGCUAUCAGUCCUACUGCACUGUGUGCUGUGAGGGCCGCGAGCUGCUUCUGUGCAGCAACACGAGCUGCUGCCGGUGCUUCUGUGUGGAGUGCCUGGAGGUGCUGGUGGGCACAGGCACGGCAGCAGAUGCGAAGCUGCAGGAGCCCUGGAGCUGCUACAUGUGCCUCCCACAGCGCUGUCACGGCGUCCUGCGGCGCCGGAAGGACUGGAACAUGCGCCUGCAGGCCUUCUUCACCAGCGACACGGGGCUCGAAUACGAAGCCCCCAAGUUAUACCCUGCGAUUCCCGCAGCCCGAAGGCGGCCCAUUCGAGUCUUAUCCCUGUUUGAUGGAAUUGCAACAGGGUACUUGGUCCUGAAAGAACUGGGCAUCAAAGUGGAGAAGUACGUCGCCUCCGAAGUGUGUGAAGAAUCCAUCGCUGUUGGAACUGUCAAGCAUGAGGGCAACAUCAAAUAUGUGAAUGACGUCAGGAACAUCACAAAGAGAAACAUUGAAGAAUGGGGCCCCUUUGACUUGGUGAUUGGUGGAAGCCCAUGCAAUGAUCUCUCAAAUGUGAACCCAGCCAGGAAAGGCCUGUACGAGGGCACCGGCCGGCUCUUCUUUGAGUUCUACCACCUGCUGAAUUACACACGCCCCAAGGAGGGUGACGACCGGCCCUUCUUCUGGAUGUUUGAGAAUGUGGUAGCCAUGAAGGUCGGUGACAAGAGGGAUAUCUCUCGUUUCCUAGAGUGUAACCCAGUGAUGAUCGAUGCCAUCAAAGUGUCUGCUGCUCACAGGGCCCGCUACUUCUGGGGCAACCUGCCUGGAAUGAACAGGCCCGUGAUAGCAUCAAAGAAUGAUAAACUCGAGCUGCAGGACUGCUUGGAGUUCAAUAGGACAGCAAAGUUAAAGAAAGUACAGACAAUAACCACCAAGUCGAACUCGAUCAGACAGGGGAAAAACCAACUUUUCCCUGUUGUCAUGAAUGGCAAAGAAGAUGUUUUGUGGUGCACUGAGCUAGAAAGGAUCUUCGGCUUUCCUGUACACUACACGGAUGUGUCCAACAUGGGCCGGGGUGCCCGCCAGAAGCUGCUUGGGAGGUCCUGGAGUGUGCCUGUCAUCCGACACCUCUUCGCCCCCCUGAAGGACUACUUUGCCUGUGAAUAGCCCCCAGGCACCCUGAGCCCAGGAGCACUGGGGCAUGUGGGGCAGAGCCAGGACCCAGGAGGUACAGCCUCAGCUCUGCCCUUCCUCUGCUCCGCGUUGUGGGGUUGCGCCACCUAUCCUUGGCAGGAGCAGAGCCGUGCGACCCCCUCCUGGCAGGGAAAGCCUGAGGUGCUGCCUCCUUGUGCACAAUUCAGACCUGGCUGCUAGGAGUGGCCAAACACGGUGCUCGUUUUGUCUUCUAAAAUUUUUAAAACUUGAAGUAGGUAGUAAGAUGGGUUUUUUUUUUUUUCCCCUCCCGGGUUUACCGCUCAGAGAAACAAUGGCUAAGAUACCAAAACCACAGUGCCAACAGCCCUCCAAUACUCAGGUUAAUGCUGAAAAAUCACCCAAGACAGUUAUCCCAAGACUAUGAUUUUUAAAAAACAUCUGCGGCUCCUUGUUUCCCAGGACUGCAGUGGUAGACAUGUAGCUAAGGGACAUUUUAAGGGCCCUGGGUGUUUUUCUUCCUAGGGCUAGCAGAAGAGGAGAUGAUGUCUAUGUCGUUCUUGAAUUUUCCCUAGCACAUUCCCCUGGCCUCAGUAUAAAGGGCUGGGACCCGCUGUCAGGGCCCGUGUAGAGUAUUUUCUGUAAUGAUGAUGAUUUCAGCAGGGAUGACCUCAUCAUCACAUUCAGGGCUAUUUUCCCCCCAACAGACCCACAGGGAGGACCACCCUUAGCGAUAUCCCUCCCAGUGACUGCAAUAGAACCCUCCGGGGAGCUCAGGAAGGGGUGGGCUGGGUAUAAAUUGCCAUAUGUUAUGCGGACAGGUAUGGCUUCUCGCUAUCUCCCUCUUCCCCACUAGAAGGGAACAAAGGAGUAGGCUUAGGUAAGACAUCCCUGCCCACCCCCAAAAUGCACCCUUCCAGACUACUCUGCAGGCACAGGUCUCCACAUUAGAAGUAGGAUACCCCAAUUCCUCAGCCUUUUUCUAAACUGAGAAGCAAUGACAGCCGGGGCACAAGCACAUUCCCUGCACUCUCCCCUCAUCUAAGAGAUUGCAGGGGGAAACUGCAAUAAAAGCUCGACCCUCCUUCCAGAGAUUUUAAAGUCCUUUUGUAUUCCAUGAGAAGUUGUUUUUAGGGGGAAUGGGAGGUCGGGAAAGCUGCAUUUCAGAAAUGCUGUCGUAAUGGUUUUUAACACCUUUUACUCUUCUUACUGGUGCUAUUUUGUAGAAUAAGGAACAACGUUGACAGGUUUUGUGGGAAUUUUUUUAUACACUUUUUUUUUUUAAAUCACAGACUUCUAUUUUUAUGUUUUAACAUUUUCAUAAAAAGUUUUUUUUUUAACUGGAGCCACGUAACAAGUAUGGGGGAAAAUUGUGCCUUGUUUCAACAGUCUUGCUAAUUUUUAGGCUGAAAAAUGACAGAUGCCUAGAGUUUACCUUAUGUUGAAUUAAAAUCAGUAUUUCUCUAACA
Molecule: messenger RNA, 5300 nt
Organism: Herpailurus yagouaroundi (jaguarundi)
Lineage: Eukaryota; Metazoa; Chordata; Mammalia; Carnivora; Felidae
Gene: DNMT3B
Product: DNA methyltransferase 3 beta
Exons: 24
Coding region: 1123-3846 (907 amino acids)
Biological process (GO): negative regulation of transcription by RNA polymerase II
Cellular component (GO): nucleus
Molecular function (GO): DNA binding; DNA (cytosine-5-)-methyltransferase activity, acting on CpG substrates
Source: RefSeq, a predicted model, not a curated record